CUGUGUGUACUUUGGCAGAACCAGAGUAAAAAGACAAGUUGCAGAACAACUCGGGUAUUUUUAUGACUUCUGGUGUUGAAAAGUCAAGUGAUUGAAAAUGGCUGAAUCGCUUAGAAGGCUGUCAAAGACUGAGGCAUUUUCGCUUCUGCAGGAGAAACUGGAUAAAUGGAGUGACAAUUUUUUGAUAAACACCUGUGAUGAGAAUGUCAAUCGCUGCUGUGAGUUGCUUGAGGUGACAUCACGCCUACAGGGACAACUGUUUCUAAUCCUCAAUCUCUGUGCAUCUGAAGGAGGUAUUUAUGGUGGGUGCGACGCACUGAAGAACCGACUGCUCCCUUGGCUGUCCCAGGGAUUCACCUCAAGCAGUGCUACCUCUGACUUGAGCUUGGAUAUGAUCGCCGAUGUUGCCAAGAAAGAUCGUACCAUAUCAAAGCUCAGAGUUGAUUUUGAGGGACAACUGGGAGACAUGGAGGACGAUUUGAAUCGAUCCAGGAAUGAGGCCGACAGUCUCAAGCAGGAGUUGCAAGAAACAAGGGCUGAAUUAAAUGAAGAACGGUCGGCGUCUGCAGGAGAAGCCAUUAUCAAUGAGGAGGAUAGCAUCAGACUCAACUCAAGUAUGCAAUCCCUAAAGGAUGAGUUGAGAAUGUACAAGUCUCGCGUUGGAGUCUUGGAGAACUAUGAAGCAGAAUCUCGCCGUCUCAGAGGGGAUGUCAACCUCCUUAGAGAGGAGAAGGCAAUUUUGACUGGAAGAAUGGACUAUCUGACAGCUUCACUGCCACCAACGAGUCCUCGCUCCACCAUAUCAGUGGGUAGUGAUGUGGUACAGAGAGUAAGACAAGCUCAUCUGGUGACUCGCUUUGGUGACAUGUUCUCACGGGACCGCAUGGAUGCUAUGGACAUACUACGUACUCUAUCAGAUGAUCAUGAAAUAAAUCAACGCAUUAUCUUUGCAUGCGUGGAAGAAGCGUUCAACUGCGCUAAGAAGGCAUAUCGUCUGUAUCGCACCAAAGUCCGCAGCACCCUUCAGAUUACUCACACUGGACCAGAGACUCUGGACGAAGCUGUGCAGAAUUACGUCAACAAAAACGGACAAUUGCUGGAUGUACACAGCAUUGUACAGGAUGUUCUGUUGGCAAUGAAUACCCACCCAGUACUCUCCUACCCACCAGAGGUAGACUUCAAAGCCUUGUCUCUGUUCAUCCGUGAACUGGUCAAGGUUGCGUGGGACAUGAGUGCCUUACCCAACCCCCUGGACAUCAUCCUGGCUAGGGCGGCAGAACUCUUCGACGAUCUCAAGUACCGGCGAAGCUAUGACUCUGAAUAUUCAGCACCGCUGGUCAAUCAUUACAUCUGGCCUGCACUACAGGAAGUCAUGACUGGUAGGAUUCUACUUAAAGGAGAGGCGGUAACCAGACGCGGUGCUACUCUUUCCUCCCCAAGACGAAGUCGCAGUCCAAGCAGAGCAGUUACCCCGAGGAGCGGAAGAUCUCCAAGCCCGCGUCGCUUGAAUGGAACUCUUAGCCCAACUGGUUCCCGACCAGGAAGUAGCUUGUCUCCGAGGCCCAUGAGUGCAUCUUCUUUUUCAAGUUACUAAGAAGAGAUAUUAUCAUCGUUGGGACGACUGCAUCAACUUGAUGAUAUUGAUCGGUCAACGUUCCUGUUACUCUAAACAUAACCAUAGUGAGUACAUUCCGUCCAUGACAAAUUAUUAUGUAUUUAGAAUUGAUAAUCUAUCCAUUAUUGAUCACCUUUUGAUCACAUUUAUACUCAAUCCAGGUAUUAUUGAAAUUUCGUCCAUUUUUUUGUAUCAUACUAUUGGAUUGUGAUAAUUAGUAAAGACUCACAUAUUUACUUGUUAUUUACAAUAUCCAGAAAUAAAUUGAUUCUUCAGCAAAACAUAAAAUUAACUAUGCAAUUUGUUCCUUGAAACGGCUACAGUGCUGUUCUUAGAUCUCAAUUAAGAAAAAUUCCAAAGAUCUAUUGCAAAAUCCUAAAUUUUUACCUGUGACCGAAGGUGAAUGGGACACUGUGACCUUAAAUGAAACUUCAGCUGUUCUAGCUCAGGCUCCAUCCGUUAUUUUUAAAAUAAACCGUUUUCGGUAUGGGGCUUCAAACAAGCGGACCUACACUGCUAAAAAUGGUAUUCUUGAAAUAAGAAAAACAUUUUAUUUUGAGAAAAUAUUUCUUGUACCACUCCCUAGAAAAAGUUUCUAGGGAGUGAUACAUAAAAUAUUUUCUCUAAACAAUAUGUCUUUCUUGUUUCAAGAAUACAAUUUUUAGCAGUAUAUCCCAAGCCAGAGACCAAGCUGUGGUUUCAACAAGUGCCUCAAGAUGUACCCUCCAGAUUUUUUUUAAUGGCGCUGCUUACACACAAUUCUGCACUUACAGCCCAUAGACUCAUGUGCUGCACAGUAAGCGCAGAAUUUUGUGGUAAGCAGAGCCAUGAAAUUGACCCCUACAAGCUUUGGCAGCGGCCCUGGCCUAAUUAUGUUAUCAGUAUUUACAGUAUGAUGUGUGUUGUUGUUACGUUUAGCAGAUUUGAAACUGAGUGUGAAAAGUGUUUAAGGUAAAUCAAGUGUUUAAAGGUUUGAAUAUUUCUCCUGUUUGGUGUAACUUGAGUUUUCUUACAAUAAUUUUGGAAGUUACUGUAUCGUCAUGAUCAAAUCAGGAUUGUGACUACAUGUGCAAAAAAUGUUAAGUCACAGCCCUGCCUUGUUCAUUAUGACAAGCAAUGUAUAAAUUGAUUAUAACUAGUUGGAAAUAAUGAUGAAUGAAAUAAGUAAUAAUGAUUUAAGGUUUGAUUAACUGAUUGAUUAUUUUUUAAAUAUUGAUACAGUAUUCAAAGAUUAAAUUAAUUUAAGUUUUUCAGUAUUUAAAGUUCCCCCGUGUAAAGAUGCUCAUAAUUUUACUAUAAUUGGCAAAUUGAUUGAAUGGUUGAUAAUAAUGUCUUGUUAGUCAGUCAAUUGUUAUCUCUGAUUGAGCAUUGGACAAGGUCUCCUAAUGGCUGUUAUAAAGCUUUGACCAGAACUGAGAGUCUAAAACAGACACGUCUAGCCAAGGUUGAUAGCACGGCCUCGAUCGACCUCAAUGUUUGAAGUAGCAGCCGGAAAGACUGGUUGCCAGUGCCUGUAUUCCCAAUUGUUUUUAGUCAAAACAUUUGCUCAACGUUUAAGCUUCACACCAAUAGAAAUGAACCGGCACUGAUGCAGAAAACUUGGUGAGAAGAGUUAAAGAUGAAGAAAAGACUUAAGGAUAAAGCUUUUUAUUGAGUGACAUGAAGGUUAUGACUUAUGUAGGCGAAGGAUGUUUUUACGUAGCGAUCGGAUUUGAGCAGACAAGAUUAAUAUAAGCUAUUACUACUACUACUGCGGAAUUUAGGCUAUCGUAAGCGUUUUUGAUAAUAUUUCCAGAUUAUUCUUGGUAUUAUUAAGGGAGAUGUAAACAUUAAUACUUUAUAAGAUGGUCAUGCAAUAUCCAUGUAUCAUUUGGGAGUUCACAAAGUAUUAAAGAUUAAUAUAAGUCUUGGAUUUAUAACAUGUCGAUUAGGAGUUACAGAUUAAGUCAGUGAAGCAAAACAGACUUGGACUGAUCGCUGGACCCAAUUCCAUAUAUAUAGAGCUGCUCAGAGCUCAAGCAUAAAAUAUUGCUAACAAGUUUUCUGUUGAGCAGGUGUAUAAACAGGACACCAUCACAGUGGACAUUUUUAUGUUUUGGUGUGUUUUGCUUUGCCUCCGAUUUUUCUUUUAAGAAGUAAAUGUUUGCCGUUAUGUGAAAAGUGUGAACAUCUCUUGAAUGACUUGAUGGACUUGAUGUCAUUUAUACGCACCAAAAGGUGAGAUAUAAAUGCUUUCGCUUUAUUGGUUUUUAAUAAACCUUACAUAGCAGUUAUUUCAUCUUAAAUGCACACUGUGAGAAUGUCUACUGGAGAAAAUAAACACAGAUUUCAUCAUAUUUUAAUUUAAGUUGAACAAUCAAGGUUUAUUUGCAGCCAAUCUAAUCUGGACCAAUUGGGCUGACCUAGUUCUUAAUAAUCAGAUUACAUUGGCUGCCUGAAUAAGAAGGACCCACUUCAAAUGUGUGCAUUGCUAAAAAAAGAAAAGAAGAGAAGAAAAAACAAAACACAAGAAAGAAAAAAGGAGGUUCGUUUAAGUGUUAGAAUCGAGAUACUAUGGCAGAAUUAAACUCACUGAAAAAUCGCCCCCGGUUUAUAAGAGAGUCCUUGUGAAUGUUUGCCAGCACACAAGAGCAUUGCUGUUAAGUAUCACAGAUUCUAGCGCAUUUGUUGUAAAUAUACUGCUCAAGUUCAGCUGCUAAUUUAAGUUGACUGCCUGGAGGCAAUCUAGCAGCAGUAAACCAUCCUUUGAGGUAAAUAUUUUCAAGUUGUACAUUCCAUAAUUUAAAGAGACGGUGCCGUUAUGGAUACGUUUUCAGAUUACGUGUCUAAAGGCAACUUGAAAUGAUAGUAACAAAUAAUUACCAAUAUCCUUGAAAAUAUUGCCGCUGGGAGAAAAUAAUUUAUGACUUGAAUAAGCAGGCAUGAUAUUCUUCUUACUUUAAUCAGAUUUCAGGUUGCUGUCAAAAUUUGUUUAUUAGCCAUCUUAUGAUGAGUUUUCUAUAUUCUUCUGAGUGUAGUUUUGUUUUGUGACAUCACUUUUUUCACAGAGAUAAUUCAUUGGUCAGCCCAGAAGUAUUCUAUGCCAUAAAAAUUAGCUUGCAAUUUAAAACCAUCCUUAUAAACCAGCCAUAAAUGAAAGAUUCUGUGACAAUAUCAUAAUGUUUUGUUUGUAGUAAGUUCUUGUAUUACUUCAUCACCAUGUGAAAGGCAAAAUUAAUUAUAACUGGGAGUCAAUAUCACAAAGCUGCUGAAGCGCCAAAUGCUGCUUAAUAAUUUCUCUGCUUAGCAAACAUUAGUUGGCAGUUACUUUAUUCUGUUCAAGCAGAAAUGUUCUUUGAAAUCGGAACUGGUCAAAAGUGCAUUGCAUUCCAAAUUGAAAGCAAUAAAACAAACCCCCAAAACGUGUUACCUAUUAUGAUAAAACUUAAUUAUGGCAAUAUGCAAUGUACAUUUUUUGUGUGUUAAUAUCUCCAUGCCAUGUCAUUUUUUUUAUUACAAGAAUUAUUUGAAGAAUUUUUAAAUAAAUCAAUGAUGUACACUGUACAUGUAUUUGACAGAUUUUGUGCAUACAAUUAUUAGCGUUACCGAAUAGUUUACUAUGUGUGCUCGUUAUCUUCUUAAAAACCUAUUACAUGUACACUACAUGCAGAGGAAAUUUGUGAUAAAAAUAAAUGACUCUGUUGCAAAAAAUUUUUCAAUAAUUUUUCUGCAAUUUACAUAAUUUUACACAAUUUUUAGUUGGGGCGAAUUUAGAGGUGGGCCAAUUAAAAAAAAAUGCGGGGAAUUGAAUUGAAAGGCAAAUAAAGCAAUUUUCCUUGCUGCAAUGUUUUUCAUUUGUACUCUUGUAUGUCAUGAAUUUUUAAGUUCUAUUCAAAUUUUGCUUGCAAGGUUUUUACAGUUUUGUGUGAAUUAUAUAUUUAUAUAUUUUGUUUAUGUUUACAGUCAGUUUUAAUUUAAUACAUUUGUUGAGUGGAC
This is a messenger RNA of Asterias rubens (European starfish), 5590 nucleotides long. Its product is annotated as mitochondria-eating protein-like. The record is from RefSeq and is a predicted model, not a curated record. The transcript has 11 exons. NCBI's taxonomy places the organism in Eukaryota, Metazoa, Echinodermata, Asteroidea, Forcipulatida, Asteriidae. Gene Ontology annotation, cellular component: mitochondrial outer membrane. Gene Ontology annotation, biological process: mitochondrial protein catabolic process; mitophagy by internal vacuole formation. The coding region runs from base 98 to 1594 and encodes 498 amino acids.